Molecule: messenger RNA, 2316 nt
Organism: Lagenorhynchus albirostris (white-beaked dolphin)
Lineage: Eukaryota; Metazoa; Chordata; Mammalia; Artiodactyla; Delphinidae
Gene: BTBD19
Product: BTB domain containing 19
Exons: 8
Coding region: 384-1337 (317 amino acids)
Molecular function (GO): protein binding
Source: RefSeq, a predicted model, not a curated record
CUUCCCACCCCAGCGCUGCCUGGGCAUGCUCCCAGCUGGGGCCUCAUCCACAGCCAGCCUCUCCUCCCGAGUCCAGUCCGCUCUACCUUAGCCUCUCUUGGUCCCCUCCCUGAGUCCCCAUCCCCAGGCCAAGCCUCUGGCCUCCUCCACUGGCCUCUGAUGCCUUUAGGAACCUGGGCCUCCUGCCUCAUUCCUAAACUUUAGCUUCUCAGCAAACAGGCCUCCCAAGCUCUUGCCCCUCCCUCUCGGGCCUUUCUAUCUCCUCACCAGCUUUAGGGCUCAACCAGGCCUCCUGCUCCUUCCACCUACCGCCUCCCACGGACCAGCAGACAACAGGCCUCCUAGGCUGUUCCUCCUGCUCACUCCCCUGCCCUACCCCACCCAUGGAGACCCCAGGACUGAUUGUGCACGGGGAGGCUGCGCCCUUUUCCACAGCACUCCGAAGCCUCGUCAACAACCCCCUAUACAGUGAUGUUCGCUUUGUCGUCGGUCAAGAACGGCAGGAGGUGUUUGCCCACCGGUGCUUGUUGGCAUGUAGAUGCAACUUCUUCCAGCGACUUCUGGGCUCAGAGCCGGGCCCCGGGGUGCCUAGCCCUGUGGUGCUGAGCACCGUGCCAGCUGAGGCCUUCCUGGCAGUGCUGGAGUUUCUGUACACCAACAGUGCCAAGCUGCACCGCCACUCCGUGGGUUUAUGUGGCGCCUCAUCUCGUUUCCCCCGCCUCUUAUGGGCUUCAGUUCCUAUCCUGCCUCACACACCGGCUAGCCUGGAGAGCAACGUGCACCGGUACAGACAGAAGUAUGGGUAUCUUUCCCAGCUGUGCCUGCAGUUUGUGAUGAAGGUGCUGGAUGUGGAGCUGGUUUGCGAGGCCCUGCAGAUUGCCGUAUCCUUUGGCCUGGGACCGCUGCAGGAGCGCUGUGUAGCUUUCAUAGAGGCCCACAGCCAGGAGACCCUCCGGACCCGUGGUUUCCUGGAGCUGUCGGCACCCGCGUUGCUGCUCCUGCUGCGCAGCGACAAGCUCUGCGUGGAUGAGGCCGAGCUGGUCCUGGCAGCCCGGAGCUGGGCGCGCGUGGGCGCGGCGGUGCUGGAGCGGCCUGCGGCCGAGGUGGCGGCCCCGGUGGUGCGGGAGCUGAGACUGGCCUUGCUGGCUCCGGCAGAGCUGAGCGCCCUGGAAGAGCAGAACCGGCGGGAGCCGCUCAUCCCGGUGGAACAGAUCGUAGAGGCGUGGAAAUGCCAUGCUCUGCGGAGAGGGGAUGCGGCCCGGGGCGCCCCGUGCCGCCGCCGGAAGGGUACCCUGCCCCGGGAGCAUCAUCGCUUUCUGGACCUGCCCUUUAAGUGACCAAAUGCCACGACUUGCGAGGACUUCUGGGCCUCUCCUAAACUACAGCUCCCAACAUGCUCCGCGCUCGGAGCGGGUUUCCGCUCCCAGCAUGCCCGGCUAGCGGGGCGCAGGAGGGGCGGCAGUCUGACACGCGCAGGGGCUGUGGGUGAGGUUCCGGGGGAGGGCGGGCCUGGGCGGCGCGUCAGUAGGCUGAGUCUUGGCUUCAAGGCCCUCGCGAAGCGAGGAAGUGGGUUCCUUCGCGCUGUGCUCUGGCGUUACAGCCGGCUUUUGGGCACUCUCGCCCACCUUGUUUACUCAUUUAAUUCCCACAUAUCGUUUCAGCUCAGACCCUUCUUUAACUCCAGACCUGCCACCUGACGAUCUCUCUCUAAAUGUCCUACAGAGACCUCAGACUCAAUCCAAAAUUGAGCUCGCCCCUCGGCUUUCUCCAGUUUUGCCCCCAUCGUGUUUCUCAUCUCCGUGGGUGCCCAAGCUAGAAGUCUACCGCUCAUCCUUGCUUUUUUCCUCUUCCUCACAUCUGCCUCCCGUGGCUUCUACCUUUUAAGAGGCUGAAAGUUAGCAGAAUAUGCCACCCCAAUAUAUGCCUUUUUGGCAUAAGGUUAUUUUAAGCUGAUUAUUUUGAGGAAAGGGGGAAGUUUUGAUAACAGAGAAGUUACCCUUUUGUAAUGGAAAUGUUUAGAAUGGAAAUCUCCAUUUGUAAGGGUGUCUCCCUCUCUGUACCAGGAUGACUAACUCACAGGAGAAUCUUCCAGUGAAGUCAGUGAAAUCUGCUUAAUAAACCUUAUCCUUGCUUUUGGUGCUUUUUCCUGAUGGCCUUCCUAUAACUGGCCUCCCCACCGUUUUCUUUCUGUUGUUAGCUGAAGGAGGUAUUUAAGCAGGUAUUUUAGGCCACCUCAGGGAGUUACUCAUUUUCCCCUGGGUAUUUCCUAUGUAUACAUGAGAUAUACAUGCUAAUAAACUUCUGGGUUUUUUUGUU